AUGGGAGCUUAAUGCUGUAAUAAUUACUAAUACCCAGAAGAUAUGGAACCGUGUGAAGAUGCAGAAAUGAAACGUCUCGACCCUCGAUAAAUCAAUAUAAAGUACAAUUACAAGAAGAAGUAAAAAGUCAUGAAUUCCAGUCAAACUACAAAAACUCAAGAGAGAACUAAGCAGUCGGCUGUGACUCUCAAGAGCGGAGGGGUGUACUAAGGUGAUUGGAUAGGGAAUAAGAGGGAAGGCUAUGGAAUUUUGAAAUGGCCUGAUGGUUCUGAAUAUUAGGGUGAGUGGAAAAAUAACAAAGCAAACGGAUAGGGCAAAUUUAUAUAUGCUGAUGGCGAUUUUUAUGAAGGACAAUGGGAGAAUGAUAAAUAAAAUGGCUAGGGGAUAUUCUAAUCUCAAAAUGGGGGGAAGUACGAGGGUUAAUGGAAAGAUGAUCUAUAAUAAGGACUCGGAAUCGAGACAUGGGAGGAUGGGAGUCGAUAUGAGGGAUAUUUCUAUGAGGGUAUAAAAUAAGGAUAGGGUACUUACAUAUGGAAUGAUGGCUCUCAGUAUACUGGAUUAUGGAUAGAUAACAAGCGACAUGGUUAGGGAGUAUAAGUUUGGAAGAAUGGGAAGGAGUAUCAGGGAGAGUGGUUUGAGGAUUUUAUGUGUGGAUAAGGAUCAAUGAAAUGGGCUUAAUGGAUGUAUCUAUAUAGGGUUGUUCAAUAAAGAUGCUCCAAAUGGGUAUGGAAUAUUUCAAAUAUAUUAGAUGGAAAGGAGCUACGAGGGUAGUUUUAAGUUAUCCAAGCCUAAUGGGAAAGGGAAGGUUAUUUUUAGAAAAAUGGAUAAACAAGGUUCGGUGAAUGGCAGGAAGGGAAACUAAUGAAAUGGUAUGAUAAUUAAUAGGAAGUGUAAAAGGAGAACUUCGAUGUACUCAAUUUGGAAGAUUUAUGA
Messenger RNA from Paramecium tetraurelia, 933 nucleotides. RefSeq lists its product as uncharacterized. Gene Ontology annotation, cellular component: cytosol. The record is from RefSeq and is a predicted model, not a curated record. The transcript has 2 exons. Lineage: Eukaryota; Ciliophora; Oligohymenophorea; Peniculida; Parameciidae.